AUGGCGAGAAGUGAUCUUUCGAUUUUACUCUCUACUCUCCUUCUGUUUCUGCCUCUACUGACGGUAGCUGAAGCGGAACUGGGGAAAUCUGAGAAGUUUCCGGUAGUGGUGAGUACUUGGCCUUUCCUUGAAGCAGUUAGAGCCGCUUGGAGAGAAGUUGAUAAUGGGAGCUCUGCAGUAGAAGCUGUCGUGGAAGGUUGCUCUGCUUGUGAGGAACUCCGCUGUGACGGUACAGUUGGGCCUGGAGGAAGUCCGGAUGAGAACGGUGAGACCAUGAUUGACGCUCUAGUCAUGGAUGGGGUGACUAUGGAGGUUGGAGCUGUUGCUGCAAUGCGGUAUGUCAAAGACGGUAUAAGAGCUGCAUGGCUGGUGAUGAAGCACUCUCAACACACGUUGCUCGCUGGAGAAGGAGCGUCAGCGUUUGCCAUCUCUAUGGGUCUUCCCGGACCUAUGAACCUAAGCUCCCCUGAAUCCUUAAAGAAGUGGUCGGACUGGAAAGAGAAUCAAUGUCAACCCAAUUUCAGGAAGAAUGUAGUUCCUGCAAACAACUGUGGACCUUACAAGCCAAACAAUGGUGGUAUGGAUGUUUCUGGAGGCAUACGCACUGAAUCUUGCGAGAUGGGAACAAUUGAGUAUAAACUGCCUCUUGUUGGCCCUCACAACCACGAUACCAUAUCUAUGGCUGUCAUUGACAAAAUGGGGCAUAUUGCUGUUGGGACAUCGACCAAUGGAGCAACAUUCAAGAUCCCUGGAAGAGUGGGUGAUGGGCCUAUCGUCGGCUCAUCAGCAUACGCUGAUGAUGAAGUAGGUGGAUGUGGUGCAACUGGAGAUGGCGACAUCAUGAUGCGUUUCCUUCCUUGCAAAUCUAAUGACCAAUACAUGUCUAUUCUCGUGGGGCUAACAUUGAAUCUAUGUAUGUGA
Eutrema salsugineum is the source of this 921-nucleotide messenger RNA. RefSeq names its product probable isoaspartyl peptidase/L-asparaginase 3. Gene Ontology annotation, molecular function: N4-(beta-N-acetylglucosaminyl)-L-asparaginase activity. Gene Ontology annotation, biological process: protein deglycosylation. The transcript has 7 exons. Bases 1 to 921 code for a protein of 306 amino acids. NCBI's taxonomy places the organism in Eukaryota, Viridiplantae, Streptophyta, Magnoliopsida, Brassicales, Brassicaceae. The record is from RefSeq and is a predicted model, not a curated record.